UUUAUGGAAUUAUGGCGAGUCCUGUCGCUACGUAUGCCGCUCUCGCGACGGUCUCGCUCACCAUCGGUUACUGGGUGGGCACCCGCUGGGCUAUGAGAACUUUAAGCUCUGAUGAAACGCCAAAGAAUGUUGGCGACAUAACGAAACCCACCGGUGACUCAGAACCUGGAGCAGAUUCGGAUUCUAGUUCGUCGGAAGAGCCAACGGGUGAAGACCUCGCAUCCGUAAAGGCUGGUUUAUUCGAAGACUGCAAGCUGGCCCUCGUUGUACGUGUGGACUUAGGAAUGUCAUCUGGCAAGAUAGCGGCACAAUGCUCCCAUGCGACCUUAGCGUGUUAUAAGGCCCUGGGCAAAUCAAACCCCGCGCUAUUGCGGCGCUGGGAAAGAACAGGGCAAAGCAAAGUGGCGCUGCGCGCAGACAGUGACGAAGAUUUGGAGACAAUGGAGGCUAUGGCGCGCAGCUUGAAUCUAUGCGCCCGUGCCAUUCAUGAUGCCGGGAGGACACAAAUCGCUGCCGGUUCUCGGACAGUACUCGGAAUCGGACCUGGACCCGCGAGACUCGUAAACCAAGUCACAGGGAAAUUACGACUUCUAUAACCGCUUUUCAAAUUCCAUGGAAGCGACAAUUAAUGAUCGUCUGUCUAUUUGUCUGAGUUGUCUUCAGUGCCUUCAGUUCGUUUACUUGGAGGAAGUGUCGGAGCUUGCGGCGAUAGACUAAGUCAAGGGUACUGGAUUGCUUCCGGAUGUUCGUGACGCCAAGCGAUUACCGACGUUUCAUUCAAUUUGUACAGACUCAAAAGUUUGGCUCCAUAUGCCUCAUUAUUAGCCUUCACCAAAGCGAGGACCUUUCAUGUCAGGAGGGAAGCCUUCUCAGCAUUGAAUGGGUGAGGGCAACAUCGGCUCGUCGGCUCACUGACGAGCCAAGAAUUUGGCUGUUUAGUGCGCCUGUAUUCAUCACGGUACAGCCAAUACAACUAUACCACGG
Molecule: messenger RNA, 984 nt
Organism: Fomitiporia mediterranea MF3/22
Lineage: Eukaryota; Fungi; Basidiomycota; Agaricomycetes; Hymenochaetales; Hymenochaetaceae
Product: PTH2-domain-containing protein
Exons: 9
Coding region: 12-596 (194 amino acids)
Cellular component (GO): mitochondrion; cytosol
Molecular function (GO): peptidyl-tRNA hydrolase activity
Source: RefSeq, a predicted model, not a curated record